Molecule: messenger RNA, 566 nt
Organism: Actinia tenebrosa (Australian red waratah sea anemone)
Lineage: Eukaryota; Metazoa; Cnidaria; Anthozoa; Actiniaria; Actiniidae
Product: protein transport protein Sec61 subunit beta
Biological process (GO): intracellular protein transport
Cellular component (GO): Sec61 translocon complex
Source: RefSeq, a predicted model, not a curated record
AUAUUGAUUUGUCGUGAAGCAUGCUGGGUAUCUGAGUGACGUCACUCGAUCUUUUUCUCUUUGUGAAUCUAAAGAACACGUCAGUGAAAAUGGUUGAAAAAUCUCCAUCGUCGACAAAUGUGGGAGCUGGAAGAGCGCCUUCAAAGGCAGUUGCUUCGAGAGGCUCCGGUAGUCAAGUUAGACAAAGGAAAGGUGGUGCAUCAUCAUCAGGCAGAAGCAUCAGAGCAGCAUCCRGUGGCAGUAGCGGCAUGUGGAGAUUUUAUACAGAAGACUCUCCAGGACUAAAAGUUGGACCAGUUCCAGUAUUAGUAAUGAGUUUGUUAUUUAUUGCAUCAGUCUUCAUGCUUCACAUCUGGGGCAAAUAUACCAGAGGAUAGACAGCCAGCCAUUAUUACAUCUCAAUUAUAACAGUCAUUAAUACAUGUUGUAAAACAUCCACUAGUCUACUAUUCAGAUCUUUAGCAUCAUUAUCAGUCAUGUUACCAUCAACAACAAACAUGAUAUGUAACAAAUUAUCAACUAUUUUCUCAGUCUGUAAAUCAUGCAGUUGGCUGUUAAUGCUUGUA